UACAUGGAACUGAAAAACCAAACAGAUGUCUCGGAAUUCCAUCUCCUGGGGUUGUCAGAAGAUCCGGAACAACAGCCCCUCCUCUUCAGCCUGUUCCUGUCCAUUUACCUGGUCACCGUCCUGGGCAACCUGCUCAUCAUCCUGGCCGUCAUCUUGGACUUCCACCUGCACACCCCCAUGUACUUCUUCCUCUCCAACCUGUCCUUUACUGACAUCUGUAUAAGCACAACCACGAUCCCAAAGAUGCUGGUGAACAUCCAAACCCAGACUCAGAGCAUCACUUACCCAGGCUGCCUCUGCCAGAUUUUCUUUGCCCUGGCUUUUGUUGGUUUAGAAAAUUGUCUGCUUGCUGUUAUGGCCUAUGACCGCUAUGUGGCCAUCUGUCACCCCCUGAAAUACACGGUCAUGUUGAACCCGCAGUUCUGUGUUCUGUUGAUUCUAAUCUCUCUGUUCAUUAGCACUGCAGAUGCACUGCUCCAAAGUCUGAUGGUGUUGAGGCUGUCAUUUUGCACAGACCUGGAGAUCCCCCACUUCUUCUGUGAACUCGCCCAGGUCUUGAAGCUCUCCUGUUCCGAUACCCUCAUCAAUAACAUCCUGAUUCAUUUUGUGUUUAGCAUAUUGGGUUGUGUUUCCAUGUCUGGAAUCAUUUUCUCUUACAGUCAAAUUCUCUUUUCUCUUUUGAGAAUGCCAUCAGCUGGCAGAAACUUUAAAGCCUUUUCCACCUGUGGGUCUCAUCUCUUGGUUGUGUCCUUAUUCUAUGGGACAGGUUUUGGGGUGUACAUUAGUUCCGCAGUUACUGACUCGCCUAGAAAGAUUGCAGUGGCCUCGCUGAUGUACACUGUGGUCCCUCAAAUGAUCAACCCUUUUCUCUACAGCCUGAGAAACAGGGAUAUGAAGGAAGCAUUGAGGAAAAUAAUUAGUAAGAUGACAUUUUCUUAA
Tupaia belangeri chinensis (Chinese tree shrew) is the source of this 939-nucleotide messenger RNA. RefSeq names its product olfactory receptor 7G2. Gene Ontology annotation, cellular component: membrane. The coding region runs from base 4 to 939 and encodes 311 amino acids. The transcript has a single exon. NCBI's taxonomy places the organism in Eukaryota, Metazoa, Chordata, Mammalia, Scandentia, Tupaiidae. The record is from RefSeq and is a predicted model, not a curated record. Gene Ontology annotation, molecular function: olfactory receptor activity; G protein-coupled receptor activity. Gene Ontology annotation, biological process: G protein-coupled receptor signaling pathway.